CAUUCUCUCCCUUUCCUCCCCGAGGCCCAUUUCGGAAUUCUUUAAUUACACUAUGGCCUCGCCGGUUUCAUCUAUUGCUGAGUUAGCACCAGAGAUUCUGUUAGAAAUCUUUAAACGGCUUGCUAAGGAUAACAAUGCGACGCUUGUCCCCUCUAUCCUGUGUUGCAGAAAAUGGCGGCCUCUAGCCCUGUCUGUCCUAUAUGACGACGUUGUUUUAAACCAACAACGUCUUGUUAAGUUCGUGGAAAACUGCGCAGACCAUGAGAUCCGUUCUCUCACAUUGCGCAUGGGUGCUAUUCCCGUCAACCCCUAUGAUACAGCCGAAGCCAAGCAAACGGCUGAAGUUAGGCUAGAAGCUCUGAGACGACUUUGCUCACGGAUUACGAGGCUUAAGCCCACGGUUGUAUCAAUCUUAGUGGAUUUUCCAUUUCCAUAUACUGGCUCAAGUGAAAUCUCUUCUAUUAUAAACAACUUACCCGCUUCCUGCAUAAGCCUGGAAAUCGAUAUAAGAUACGGCAGCGUCAUCCAUAACUUCGCUCUAGGUUCGCAACCACAUUCGCACUUAUGUGAUUCUAUCCGUGAUACCCUCCCUCGGUUACAACACCUGCGCCUGCGUCUCCCACGGAUUUGCCCUGAUAUUUUCUCUGUCCAGUCGCCCAGUCAGGGCGCGCACCGUCAAACCAGCCGCGCCGCAGAACUCAAAACGUGCCUUAUUAAUCUUUCCCUGCGCCUUCCUGGCACUUUAUCUCGGGGUGUCUGGGCGACUCUAUGCAGCGACGAUAUUGCCCAAACCCCAUAUGUUGGGUUACUAACCCGAUUGCCUUCAGCUCUUCCUUCAGUUCUCCCAGUUCUGAAAGACUUUGCCUGUCUAAACUCCGUUAAUCUUGAGAGGCUCUGGGCCAUCGACGUGCAGCCCCGAGAUCUAACACUGCCGCAUUCCUGGUCGGCCUGGGUGCGUCGCGACUUCAUUUCCAAUGCUAGUUUUCCAAUUCAUGUACUCAACAUCGGCGGCUUUAAACCUGACGCCUGGCUAGCAAGGGUACCAUUAUCAACGAGCCCAGAGAAGACACAAGAUUGGGUGUCAUCACCAGAUGUUUUAGAGAUGUUGGCUGAGGAUAGCACCUGGAUAGAGACCACUACUGGAGCCCGUCUACCAAUGGCCAUGCUACGAGAGGACCAGGACACGCGUGAGGCACUGACUAGAAUACCGUUCUAUGAGCGCAAUCUCAUCACUUGUAUGUUAUGGAUAAACGAGGAUGAGACAGGUGAAAAAUUACUUCCAGAGGGGCCUGGAGAAUUGAUGCAGCAGUGGGAUUUAAACGAAAUAACACCGAGUGGUUGGACGAGGGACGCACACACAGGUUCGCCCAUGGUUCGAGCAUGACCUAGUUUAGAAAAAUACGCUCUAGUUCAAGAAGCUGAUAUAGUGACAACUACUGAAGUGAUCAACUUUCGUUUCUACGCUGCCAAUAGCUUACUUCGCAACAGCCCCUUUUAUUCAACUUCAACCGAAGUAAAUGGAUAGGGAUAUUAAAUAUAUACAAUAGAAGGGGUUUAGCCUCCAUAUUAUUAGCUACCACUCUAAUAACUUGUAAUGAUGAUUUCCAGUAAAUAGUCCCAAUAAUGUGAUCAGCUGAAUGCGAUGUUUGUAGCUGUUAACUGUUUGUAACUAGCAGCCAUUAGGGCUAAGCUCGGGCCAUCUUUAAGCGCUCUGCCGUUUGC
Molecule: messenger RNA, 1722 nt
Organism: Daldinia loculata
Lineage: Eukaryota; Fungi; Ascomycota; Sordariomycetes; Xylariales; Hypoxylaceae
Exons: 1
Coding region: 53-1384 (443 amino acids)
Source: RefSeq, a predicted model, not a curated record